GCUCACUCGCUCAACUCUCGGCGCCGCCGCGGCCCCACGCUCCGGGCCCGUCCUCGAGGCGCGCGGCGCGGGGCGCGGGCGCCGGGGCCUGAGGCGGCGGGCGACGCCCGGGGGCCUGACGGCCGGCCCCGCGCCAUGGUGUGAGCGCCGCCGCCGCCCGCGCACGCUCCGUCCGCCCUCCGCGCGGCCCGGCCGGCCGAGAGCCCUGAGCGGCCCGAGAGCGCAGCCGAGCCCGCCGCCGCCGCCCCCGGCCCCGCGAGUAGAGUCCCGGGCCGGCCCGGCUGCUGCGCGAGGAGCGCGGUCGGCGGCCUGGUCUGCGGCUGAGAUACACAGAGCGACAGAGACAUUUAUUGUUACUUGUUUUUUGGUGGCAAAAAGGGAAAAUGGCGAACGACUCCCCUGCAAAAAGUCUGGUGGACAUCGACCUCUCCUCCCUGCGGGAUCCUGCUGGGAUUUUUGAGCUGGUGGAAGUGGUUGGAAAUGGCACCUAUGGACAAGUCUAUAAGGGUCGACAUGUUAAAACGGGUCAGUUGGCAGCCAUCAAAGUUAUGGAUGUCACUGAGGAUGAAGAAGAAGAAAUCAAACUGGAGAUAAAUAUGCUAAAGAAAUACUCUCAUCACAGAAACAUUGCAACAUAUUAUGGUGCUUUCAUCAAAAAGAGCCCUCCAGGACAUGAUGACCAACUCUGGCUUGUUAUGGAGUUCUGUGGGGCUGGGUCCAUUACAGACCUUGUGAAGAACACCAAAGGGAACACACUCAAAGAAGACUGGAUCGCUUACAUCUCCAGAGAAAUCCUGAGGGGACUGGCACAUCUUCACAUUCAUCACGUGAUUCACCGGGAUAUCAAGGGCCAGAAUGUGUUGCUGACUGAGAAUGCAGAGGUGAAACUUGUUGACUUUGGUGUGAGUGCUCAGCUGGACAGGACGGUGGGGCGGAGAAAUACGUUCAUAGGCACUCCCUACUGGAUGGCUCCUGAGGUCAUCGCCUGUGAUGAGAACCCAGAUGCCACCUAUGAUUACAGAAGUGAUCUUUGGUCUUGUGGCAUUACAGCCAUUGAGAUGGCAGAAGGUGCUCCCCCUCUCUGUGACAUGCAUCCAAUGAGAGCACUGUUUCUCAUUCCCAGAAACCCUCCUCCCCGGCUGAAGUCAAAAAAAUGGUCGAAGAAAUUUUUUAGUUUUAUAGAAGGGUGCCUGGUGAAGAAUUACAUGCAGCGGCCCUCUACAGAGCAGCUUUUGAAACAUCCUUUUAUAAGGGAUCAGCCAAAUGAAAGGCAAGUUAGAAUCCAGCUUAAGGAUCAUAUAGAUCGUACCAGGAAGAAGAGAGGCGAGAAAGAUGAAACUGAGUAUGAGUACAGUGGGAGUGAGGAAGAAGAGGAGGAAGUGCCUGAACAGGAAGGAGAGCCAAGUUCCAUUGUGAACGUGCCUGGUGAGUCUACUCUUCGUCGAGAUUUCCUGAGACUGCAGCAGGAGAACAAGGAACGUUCCGAGGCUCUUCGGAGACAACAGUUACUACAGGAGCAACAGCUCCGGGAGCAGGAAGAAUAUAAAAGGCAACUGCUGGCAGAGAGACAGAAGCGGAUUGAGCAGCAGAAAGAACAGAGGCGACGGCUAGAAGAGCAACAAAGGAGAGAGCGUGAAGCUAGAAGGCAGCAGGAACGUGAACAGCGAAGGAGAGAACAAGAAGAAAAGAGGCGUCUAGAGGAUUUGGAGAGAAGGCGCAAAGAAGAAGAGGAGAGGAGACGGGCAGAAGAAGAAAAGAGGAGAGUUGAAAGAGAACAGGAGUAUAUCAGGCGACAACUAGAAGAGGAGCAGCGGCACUUGGAAGUCCUUCAGCAGCAGCUGCUCCAGGAGCAGGCCAUGUUACUGCAUGACCAUAGGAGGCCGCACCCGCAGCACUCGCAGCAGCCGCCACCACCGCAGCAGGAAAGGGGCAAGCCAAGCUUCCAUGCUCCGGAGCCCAAAGCCCACUACGAGCCUGCCGACCGAGCACGAGAGGUGGAAGAUAGAUUUAGGAAAACUAACCACAGCUCCCCUGAAGCCCAGUCUAAGCAGACAGGCAGAGUAUUGGAGCCACCAGUGCCUUCCCGAUCAGAGUCUUUUUCCAAUGGCAACUCCGAGUCUGUGCAUCCCGCCCUGCAGAGACCAGCGGAGCCACAGGUUCCUGUGAGAACAACAUCUCGCUCUCCUGUUCUGUCCCGUCGAGAUUCCCCACUGCAGGGCAGUGGGCAGCAGAAUAGCCAGGCAGGACAGAGAAACUCCACCAGCAGUAUUGAGCCCAGGCUUCUGUGGGAGAGAGUGGAGAAGCUGGUGCCCAGACCUGGCAGUGGCAGCUCCUCAGGGUCCAGCAACUCAGGAUCCCAGCCUGGGUCUCACCCUGGGUCUCAGAGUGGCUCUGGGGAACGCUUCAGAGUGAGAUCAUCAUCCAAGUCUGAAGGCUCUCCCUCUCAGCGCCUGGAAAAUGCAGUGAAAAAACCUGAAGAUAAAAAGGAAGUUUUCAGACCCCUCAAGCCUGCUGAUCUGACUGCACUGGCCAAAGAGCUUCGAGCCGUGGAAGAUGUACGGCCACCUCACAAAGUAACGGAUUACUCCUCAUCCAGUGAGGAGUCGGGGACGACGGAUGAGGAGGACGACGAUGUGGAGCAGGAAGGGGCUGACGAGUCCACCUCAGGACCAGAGGACACCAGAGCAGCGUCAUCUCUGAAUUUGAGCAAUGGUGAAACGGAAUCUGUGAAAACCAUGAUUGUCCAUGAUGAUGUAGAAAGUGAGCCGGCCAUGACCCCAUCCAAGGAGGGCACUCUAAUCGUCCGCCAGAGUACAGUUGACCAAAAGCGUGCCAGCCAUCAUGAGAGCAAUGGCUUUGCCGGUCGCAUUCACCUCUUGCCAGAUCUCUUACAGCAAAGCCAUUCCUCCUCCACUUCCUCCACCUCCUCCUCCCCAUCCUCCAGCCAGCCGACACCCACCAUGUCCCCACAGACACCCCAGGACAAGCUCACUGCUAAUGAGACUCAGUCCGCUAGUAGCACACUCCAGAAACACAAAUCUUCCUCCUCCUUUACACCUUUUAUAGACCCCAGAUUACUACAGAUUUCUCCAUCUAGUGGAACAACAGUGACUUCUGUGGUGGGAUUUUCCUGUGAUGGGAUGAGACCGGAAGCCAUAAGGCAAGAUCCUACCCGGAAAGGCUCAGUGGUCAAUGUGAAUCCUACCAACACUAGGCCACAAAGUGACACCCCGGAGAUUCGUAAAUACAAGAAGAGGUUUAACUCUGAGAUUCUGUGUGCUGCCUUAUGGGGAGUGAAUUUGCUAGUGGGUACAGAGAGUGGCCUGAUGCUGCUGGACAGAAGUGGCCAAGGGAAGGUCUAUCCUCUGAUCAACCGAAGACGAUUUCAACAAAUGGACGUACUUGAGGGCUUGAAUGUCUUGGUGACAAUAUCUGGCAAAAAGGAUAAGUUACGUGUUUACUAUUUGUCCUGGUUAAGAAAUAAAAUACUUCACAAUGAUCCAGAAGUUGAGAAGAAGCAGGGAUGGACAACCGUAGGGGAUUUGGAAGGAUGUGUGCAUUAUAAAGUUGUAAAAUAUGAAAGAAUCAAAUUUCUGGUGAUUGCUUUGAAGAGUUCUGUGGAAGUCUAUGCGUGGGCACCAAAGCCAUAUCACAAAUUUAUGGCCUUUAAGUCAUUUGGAGAAUUAGUACAUAAGCCAUUACUGGUGGAUCUCACCGUUGAGGAAGGCCAGAGGUUGAAAGUGAUCUAUGGAUCCUGUGCUGGAUUCCAUGCUGUUGAUGUGGAUUCAGGAUCAGUCUAUGACAUUUAUCUACCAACACAUAUCCAGUGUAGCAUCAAACCCCAUGCAAUCAUCAUCCUCCCCAAUACAGACGGAAUGGAGCUUCUGGUGUGCUAUGAAGAUGAGGGGGUUUAUGUAAACACAUAUGGAAGGAUCACCAAGGAUGUAGUUCUACAGUGGGGAGAGAUGCCUACGUCAGUAGCAUAUAUUCGAUCCAAUCAGACAAUGGGCUGGGGAGAGAAGGCCAUAGAGAUCCGAUCUGUGGAAACUGGUCACUUGGAUGGUGUGUUCAUGCACAAAAGGGCUCAAAGACUAAAAUUCUUGUGUGAACGCAACGACAAGGUGUUCUUUGCCUCUGUUCGGUCUGGUGGCAGCAGUCAGGUUUAUUUCAUGACCUUAGGCAGGACUUCUCUUCUGAGCUGGUAGAAGCAGUGUGAUCCAGGGAUUACUGGCCUCCAGAGUCUUCAAGAUCCUGAGAACUUGGAAUUCCUUGUAACUGGAGCUCGGAGCUGCACCGAGGGCAACCAGGACAGCUGUGUGUGCAGACCUCAUGUGUUGGGUUCUCUCCCCUCCUUCCUAUUCCUCUUUUACCAGUUUAUCCCCAUUCUUUUUUUUUUCUUACUCCAAAAUAAAUCAAGGCUGCAAUGCAGCUGGUGCUGUUCAGAUUCUACCAUCAGGUGCUAUAAGUGUUUGGGAUUGAGCAUCAUACUGGAAAGCAAACACCUUUCCUCCAGCUCCAGAAUUCCUUGUCUCUGAAUGACUCUGUCUUGUGGGUGUCUGACAGUGGCGACGAUGAACAUGCCGUUGGUUUUAUUGGCAGUGGGCACAAGGAGGUGAGAAGUGGUGGUAAAAGGUGCAGAGUGCUGAAGCAGAGAGCAGAUUUAAUAUAGUAACAUUAACAGUGUAUUUAAUUGACAUUUUUUUUUUGUAAUGUGACAAUAUGUGGACAAAGAAGAAGAUGCAGGUUUAAGAAGUUAAUAUUUAUAAAAUGUGAAAGACACAGUUGCUAGGAUAACUUUUUUGUGGGUGGGGCUUGGGAGAUGGGGUGGGGUGGGUUAAGGGGUCCCAUUUUGUUUCUUUGGAUUUGGAGUGGGGGGUCCUGGCCAAGAAAACUCAGUCAUUUUUCUGUGUACCAGGUUGCUUAAAUCAUGUGCAGAUGGUUCUAAAAAAAAAAAAAAAAAAAAAAGAGAGAAAAGAAAAAGAAAAUGUGUGCAUUUUGUAUAAUGGCCAGAACUUUGUCGUGUGACAGUAUUAGCACUGCCUCAGUUAAAGGUUUAAUUUUUGUUUAAACCUAGAAGUGCAACAACAGUUUUACCACAGUCUGCACUUGCAGAAGAAAGAAAAAAUUCAAACCACAGUUUAUUUUUUUUUUUUUUUGCCUACCUCAUUGUUCUUAAUGCAUUGAGAGGUGAUUUAGUUUAUAUGUUUUUGGAAGAAACCAUUAAUGUUUAAUUUAAUCUUAAUACCAAAACGACCAGAUUGAAGUUUGACUUUUAUUGUCACAAGUCAGCAGGCCCAAGAACUGUCCAUGAAGAUGGGAAAUAGCCUUAAGGCUAAUGGAAUUUACUUCCAAAUUUAGAAAGCAGAAUGCUUUGUUUUCACCGGAUUCGCCAUUAGAGGUUGAUGGGGCAACUGCAGCCCAUGACACAAGAUCUCGUUCUCGAUGUAGGAGGGUUGGUAGCAGACAGGUGGUCACGUUAGAAUAGUCACAAACUGUUCAGUGUUGCAGGAACCUUUUCUUGGGAGCGGGGGAAUUUCCCUUUUCUAAAAAUGCAAUGCACUAAAACUAUUUUAAGAAUGUAGUUAAUUCUGCUUAUUCAUAAAGUCAGCAUUUUCUGUGUUUUAGAUGUAAUAUCGAAGUCCUGGCUUUUCUCGUUUUCUCACUUGCUCUCUUGUUCUCUGUUUUUUUAAACCAAUUUUACUUUAUGAAUAUAUUCAUGACAUUUGUAAUAAAUGUCUUGAGAAAGAAUUUGUUUCAUGGCUUCAUGGUCAUCACUUAGCUCCCCUAAGCAUGUUACCGUCUCAGAAAAGGAUCAGGACUCCAUGUCACAGUCCUGCCAUCUUACUUUCCUCUCAUCGAGUUCUGAGUGGAAAUACUGCAUUAUGGCUGCUUUAACCUCAGUCAUCAAAAGAAACUUGCUGUUUUUUAGGCUUAGUCUUCUUCCUUUGUGGUUAAUUUUCCUGUAUAUUGUGAAAAUGGAGGAUUUUUCCUCUGCCCCCACCCACCUAAACACAGCAGCCAUUUGUACCUGUUUGCUUCCGAUCCCCUUGGCACCCACUCUGUCUGGCCUCUGUCAGUUUCCUGUUCUUGGUUCCGUGUUUUUGAAAAAGGCCCUCCUUUGAGCUACAAACAUCUGGUAAGACAAGUACAUCCACUCAUGAAUGCAGACACAGCAGCUGGUGGUUUUGUGUAUACCCGUAAAGACAAGAUAAGCUGAGAAGCCUUACUUUUUGGGGAAGUAAAAGAAGAUGGAAAUGGAUGUUUCAUUUGUAUGAAUUUGGAGCAGUGCUGAAGGCCAAAGUCGCCUACUGGUUUGUAGUUAACUUAGAGAAGGUUGAAAAGUUAAUCCUACCUUUAAAGCGAUUUGAGGUAGGCUGGAUUCCAUGGCCACAGGACUUUAGUUAGAAUUAAAUUCCUGCUUGUAGUUUAUAUUCAUGUUUAGGCUUUUCAUAAGAGGAAACAUGCCACAGUGAGCACACUUGUGUACAUAUCAAGAGAAGAAGGAAAGGCACAGGUGACUGUGGCUCCUUCCCUGGCUUUAGAGAACAGUACAGGGUGGGCAGAUGUCUUUGAAGAAAUGCUCAAUGUCUGAUGUUAAGUGGGAGAAGGCAGAGAACAAAGGAGUGGCAUCAUGGUCUUACAUUAUCCAAAGACUUGAAGCUCCAUGUCUGUAAGUCAAGUGUUAUCCAAAAAAAAUGCAAAUGGUGUUUCAUUGGAAUUACCAAGUACUUAGAACUUGCUGGCUUUCCCAUAGGUGGUAAAGGGGUCUGAGCUCACACCAAGUUGUGCUUGCCCCGCUUGUGCAGCUCCAGGUACCUGCUGGGCACUCUCGUGGUGUUUGUGGUGAACCGAAUUGAAUCCAUUGUGUGGUCUUAAGUUACUGAAAUUGGACCACCCUUUGUCCCUCUCGGCGGAGACUUCCUGGUCUGUGCUUUACUUGGUUUUUUUUCUUCCCGUCUUAGCCUCACCCCCUUGUAAACCAGAUUGAGUUGCUAUAGCUUGAUGCAGGUACCCAGUGAAGUUUCUCCAUAAAAGAUUGGGAGUCGUUGAAAUGUUUAGAUUCUUGUAGGAAAGGAAUUACUUUCCCCCCUUUUACAGGGUAGUGACUUCUCCACAGAAGUGCCAAUAUGGCAAAAUUACACAAGAAAACAGUAUUGUAAUGAUACCAUUACAUAUGGAACAUUGAACUGUUAGAGGAGUGCUCUUCCAAACAAAACAAAAAUGUCUCUAGGUUUAGUCAAAGCUUUCAUAAAUAAUAACCUUCCUGUUUUAAAAUCAGAGUAACCCUUUCUGUAUUGAGUGCAGUGUUUUUACUUUUUUCUCAUGCACAUGUUAUGUUGGAGAAAAUGUUUACAAAAAUGGUUUCGUUACACUAUGUGCACCACAUAUUUAUGGUUUAUUUUAAGAGAUUUUUUUAUGGGUUAUUUAGGUUUUCAUCUUAGUUGUAGCACACUUACCCUAAUUUUGCCAAUUAUUAAUUUGCUAAAUAGUAAUACAAAUGACAAACUGCAUUAAAUUUACUAAUUAUAAAAGCUGCAAAGCAGACUGGUGGCAAGUACACGGCCCUUUUUUUUGCAGUGCUAACUUGUCUACUGUGUAUUAUGAAAAUUACUGUUGUCCCCCCACCCUUUUUUCCUUAAAUAAAGUAAAAAUGACACCUA
Molecule: messenger RNA, 7661 nt
Organism: Nomascus leucogenys (northern white-cheeked gibbon)
Lineage: Eukaryota; Metazoa; Chordata; Mammalia; Primates; Hylobatidae
Gene: MAP4K4
Product: mitogen-activated protein kinase kinase kinase kinase 4
Biological process (GO): protein phosphorylation
Molecular function (GO): ATP binding; protein kinase activity
Source: RefSeq, a predicted model, not a curated record